AACUUUAUCCUUUGUUCAACAAAAUACAAAAAUUUAUUGAAUGAAAAAAAACGCGCCUUUCGAACAUCGAUCUUAAUGCACGUAUAUACGUCGCGUACUCGAAUUAUAGAUCCAAUCGCAAUCGUACAAAUAAUCUCAAAGAAAAUGGCGUGACAUACACGUUUGCACAUUAUGAUUAUGAUAAGCACAUAAACAGAGAUUCGGAAAAGAAAGGAAAAGUCCCUAAGAGAACAUUUGCUGUGAGAAACGCAAAAUAAGACGUGGAAUUUCCUAGCUGCAAGAUCAUACAGCAGAGAUUCGCACAAGCAUGUUUUGACAAUCCUGAUAAAAUUUACAUACAGUUAUAAUAUAUAUCUCAAGGUAAAAUAUGGAUGAGAAUAGACCAAUAGAAGGGGCAUCAAUGGGUAAUUGUGAUUUGACAAUGCCUAACAUAUCAGAUUCAAAUGAAGAUAGACAAAUUCAAGAGUUACCAGCUAGUACUAGAUAUACAUUGGGAAGCAUAAGCCCUGCAACAGCGUUUAAUUUCAGUGUCAGAACCGCAGAGCGCUCUAGAAUAUUUGCAGAUAAUAUAUCCUCUACUAUUCAAGGAAUUCGUCCUCUUAUACAACAGGCAGCACCUAAUAUAUCAUUGACAUCACUCUUGACCAUUCAUGGACUCCGAAAUCAAGAUCAUCCGGUUGCAUUACCAAGCGAUAGCUAUGUAAUCAAUCUAGAAGAACCUGUAAUAAACAGUGCUCGUAACGAAUCUAUGCGCAACCAUCACCACCACGUAACAUCAACACUGUCAAAUGACUUAUCGAGCAAUAUGCACGAGGGUGCAAAUGAAAUUAUAGAAAGCCAAAAUAAUAACAAUGCCUCAGAGAACAAUACCAUCAACAAUAACAAUGUCCAAAUAGGUCCGGAAACUCGAGCGAUGUUGAAGCAGCUUCAACAAUACGUUCCCUUCGUUACAAUUCUUCUUGCUAAAAGUCUCUAUGAUCACAGAGCUGGAAUAUUUAUGUUUGUUGUACUACUGAUUACAUUCAUUCACGCUAAUAACGAUCUCAAACGCGAGAUCGCCAAACAGCAUAAUCGUAGUUGGUCGCUACUUAUGCUAAUCCUUUGCUACAUCAUUGCCUGUAUCAUGUUUGUCGGUUACACAUUCGAUCUACACGCUUUCGCUCCUUAUGCAGAGCCACUCACAAUUUGGGACUUGCUCUGCUAUGUCACAGUGAUGGAUUUCUUCCUCAAACUUAUCACCAUUAUGUGCAAAGUUGUCUUGACUUGUCUACCGGUACGAUUACUGGCAUUUCAAAAUCGCGGCAAAUAUUAUCUUAUGGUGGAAGCAACGUCUCAACUUUAUCGAUGUGUUGCGCCUGUCCAACCUUGGUUGUAUUAUCUAUUCGAGACGUAUCAAGGUCCAGAAAAAAUCGUAGGAAUUUUCUUUUCCGUGAUGUAUACCAUGAGCAAAGGUAGCGAUCUAUUAUCACGUCUCAAACUGUUUCGCAUCGCAGUAUGGAAAUUAUUCCAAAAUGUGAGCUUAGGAGUAUCUCCAUCAAAGGAACAGGUGAUUGCAUCUGGCGGUAUUUGCGCUAUUUGUCACGAAGAAUAUACUACGCCGGUCAAGCUUCAUUGCAAACAUAUUUUCUGCGAAGCUUGCGUCUCAACGUGGCUCGAUAGAGAGCGAUCGUGUCCGCUGUGUCGCGCGUCCAUCACAGACGAUCCGAUUUAUCGGGAUGGUCAUACGACACACUUUAUCCAAUUGUAUUGAUUCUGUCUUCAAAGAUAUAUUUCCUCUUGUAUAGAUCUUUUACAAGAUUAUUUAGUAAAAAUGUAACAAGUUUUUGUUAAUGGCAAA
This is a messenger RNA of Cataglyphis hispanica, 1837 nucleotides long. RefSeq names its product RING finger and transmembrane domain-containing protein 2-like (gene Rnft2). The record is from RefSeq and is a predicted model, not a curated record. Gene Ontology annotation, biological process: positive regulation of ERAD pathway. Bases 368 to 1750 code for a protein of 460 amino acids. Gene Ontology annotation, molecular function: ubiquitin protein ligase activity. Lineage: Eukaryota; Metazoa; Arthropoda; Insecta; Hymenoptera; Formicidae. The transcript has 5 exons.